Octodon degus (degu) is the source of this 1903-nucleotide messenger RNA. RefSeq names its product kynurenine aminotransferase 1 (gene Kyat1). Gene Ontology annotation, cellular component: mitochondrion; cytoplasm. Gene Ontology annotation, molecular function: pyridoxal phosphate binding; L-kynurenine:2-oxoglutarate transaminase activity. Bases 124 to 1503 code for a protein of 459 amino acids. Lineage: Eukaryota; Metazoa; Chordata; Mammalia; Rodentia; Octodontidae. The transcript is spliced from 14 exons. The record is from RefSeq and is a predicted model, not a curated record. Gene Ontology annotation, biological process: biosynthetic process.
GACUGGCUGAUUCCCGCGGGUGGCUGCCCUGUGGGUAGGUGCCGAGUCCGGGAGGAUCUGGCUGUCUCUUCCUCCUCCUUUGGCCCUGGAGGGGAAGUCAGCAGCGCCCGGGAUCUGAGAGGCAUGUUCUGGAGUGCGGCUGCCACUUGUGUGCCCCUGGUGCAGCUCCUUCAGGGAAGGAAGGCUGGCGUCCCCCUCGUGCGGUGCUUGCACCAGACUCUCACCAUGGCCAAACAGCUGCAGGCCCGAAGACUGGAGGGGACGGAGCACAACCCCUGGGUGGAGUAUGUCAAGCUGGCCAAUGAAUGCAAAGACGCUGUCAACUUGGGCCAGGGCUUCCCAAACUUCCCUCCCCCAGAUUUCGCCGUGGAAGCCUUUCAGCGGGCUGUCAGUGGGGACUACAUGCUCAACCAGUACACCAUGGCGUUUGGUCACCCACCACUGACAAAGGUCCUGGCAAGUUUCUUCGGGAAGCUGCUGGGACAGGAGCUGGACCCGCUCACUAACGUGCUGGUGACCGUGGGAGCCUAUGGGGCCCUGUUCACAGCCUUCCAGGCCCUGGUGGAUGAAGGAGAUGAGGUCAUCAUCAUUGAACCUUUUUUUGACUGUUACGAGCCCAUGACACUGAUGGCCGGGGGUCGCCCUGUGUUUGUGUCUCUGAAACAGAGCCCCAGUCAGGACCAGGACCAGAUUUCCAGCAGCAGCUGGCAGCUGGACGCCACAGAACUGGCCAGCAAGUUCACAGCUCGCACGAAAGUCCUGGUGCUCAACACACCCAACAACCCCCUCGGGAAGGUGUUCUCCAAGGCGGAGCUGGAGCUGGUGGCCAGCCUAUGCCAGCAGCACGAUGUGCUGUGCAUCAGUGACGAGGUCUACCAGUGGCUUGUGUACGACGGCAACCAGCACAUCAGCAUAGCCAGCCUUCCCGGCAUGUGGGAACGCACCCUGACCAUUGGCAGCGCUGGCAAGACCUUCAGUGUCACCGGCUGGAAGGUGGGCUGGGUCCUGGGUCCCGAGAACAUCAUGAAGCACCUGCGGACUGUGCACCAGAACUCCAUCUACCACUGUCCUACACAGGCCCAGGCCGCGGUAGCCCAGUGCCUCGAGCAGGAGCAGCUCCUCUUUGGCCAACCCAGCAGCUACUUCGUGCAGCUGCCUCAGGCCUUGCAGCGCCGCCGUGACCAUAUGAUCCGCAGCCUGCAGUCCGUAGGCUUCAAGCCUGUGGCUCCCCAGGGAGGCUACUUCCUCACUGUGGACAUCUCGGACUUCAAGAGCAAGAUGCCGGACCUGCCAGGUGCUGCGCAUGAGCCCUACGACAGACGCUUUGCCAAGUGGAUGAUCAAGAACAAGGGCCUGGUAGCCAUUCCGGUCUCCAUCUUCUACAGCAGGCCGCAUCAGAAGGACUUCAACCACUAUAUCCGCUUCUGUUUUGCGAAGGAAGAAGCCACGCUGCAGGCAAUGGAUGAGAAGCUGCAGAAGUGGAAGGCUGAGCUCAAGUUCUGAGUUGGCUGCUGGGCAACUUGGGUGCCACAUGGGGCCUCUUUGUCCAGGCUCCAGCCAUUCCCACGUCACAGAGCUGGGACUGGGGACCUGCUGCUCUGGGAUCCAGACUAUUCCUAGGGAAGAGCCUGCGUUGGUCUGGGACUUCAUCUGUCCCCUCCUACAGUGCCUGCACCUCCUGUCUCCAGUGUGGGUAAGAGAGGCCUGAGGGCCCUCUGCCCCUUCCUGGGUCUGUUGUAGGCCCUUGGCCUCUUCUGGCUUAGCUGGGGAGAGCUGGUACCAUAGUGACCCUGAAUCUCAGCCCUGUUUCCUACCCUUUCCUAGCCCCAGCUAAAGCUCAGCCAUCACCUCUGCCUUUCUACAUCUAACAUUGAUCUCAAUUCUGUGUCGAGUCUUUUUUGCC